AUGAGUGGUGCAGGUCUCAGCUGGCCCGCACUCGUGCAGCCUUACCGCGGUCGGCUCGAGGAGUGGUUUGGCACGCCAGAGAAGCUGCAUGCAUCCUUUGACACUAGAGAAGAGCUCGUGGAGUUGCUUAGGAAUUGUGACAAAGUUUUGUCGGAAAGCAGUGUUGCCUUGAUCGCAGAUGCUCUUCUUGAAUGGCAUACUGAUGUUUCCCGAUUGGUAGCCAGUGGGCGCAGGGAAGCAAGGAGGCGCUUGACAGAGUGCUUGCCCGGUGUCCCGGGAACUGGCCUUAGCCUGCAUGAGCAUUACAAUCAGAUCGCACUUCAGAGUCCACUUGCGUUGCUUCCGGUUCUUCGCAAGCGAAAGUUAGCUACUGAUAGGGUCGUAGAUCGCGGGGCCAGGGCCACUGAAGAGAUACGACUUCGGCAGGAGUAUGCAUUGCGUCUUGCAGCCAUCAUGCAAGAGGCGCAACUGCCGGUGCGCAAGGUGCUUGCAGGGGUCAGCAAUGCCGAGGAAGCCUGGCCACGGUUGUUCGGGACCCGUCGCUCCAAGACAUUGAGGAAUCGCUUCAGGGCUUGGGAUAAGUUUCGGGAAUGGUUGCUUUAUAGCCGUGGCAGAAGCUAUCCGGAAGGGGUAGCUGAUGUGCUAGACUAUGCCAAUGAACGAUUCCAGGAAGGAUGUGGAAAGACAGUUCUCGAAAGCCUGCAAGCAUCUCUCAGUGUACUUGAAGGUGUAGGGCGCGUGCCGUCUACGCAGCAGAUAUCUCAGGAUCCCACAUGGCAGGCGCAGCUCAAAAGUUACACAGCUGAUUUGAUUUCGGCGGCACCGCCGGAGCAGCCAGCCAGCAUGCUCACCGUUGCUAUCGUUCUCGCAUGCGAGAUCUUCGUCUGCACGCCUGGGGAGCCGAGUUACUUGAGGGCAUUGGGCUUUGUAUGCUUAUUGAUGGUUUGGGGCUCACUUCGGGCCGAUGAUGUUCAGGGGCUCCUGCCGCAGACCAUGCUUCUGGACGAGCGAGGGCUUAGCAUUGAUCUCGCGCGGUCCAAGACUACAGGGCCCGACAAAAGGACCCACACCGUCAAGGUCUUCGUGGAACGGAGUAUCUCUCUGACAGGGCAUGAUUGGCUGAAGGCCGGAUAUGCACUUUGGAAGGAUUUCGAUUUUGAAAGGGAUUAUUUGGUUUUGAAGGCCAAUGAAGGUUUCACGGAACCCCUUGAGAAGCCGGUGGCUUCCUCCACGGUGGCCCUUUACUUCCGCAAAGUCCUCAGUGAAUUGAAGACGCCCAAGCGUGAGGGGCGCACCUGGAAGGCCAAUGAUCAGCGUCCGCUGCUCCCAGGAUACACUUCCAGUCAUUUCACAGGCCACUCUGCGAGGAACUUCCUUAGCUCGGUCGGAGCGGCCAUCGAUGUCGACCCCAGGGAGCUUGAUUAUCUGGGUCGCUGGAAGGUAGGUGGCGAAGGUUCUGCAACAUACAUUCGCACUUCUAGGCAGGUUGUGCAUCGUCUCCAGAGCCACAUUGCAUGUUCUCUUGUCACCGGGCAGCCUAAGCACUACAUCGAGGUGGGUUCUAUCAAGGCUUUGACGGACUAUGCGGCUAAGGCUGGGGAGAGCGAAUCUCAGGUUCGUCGCCGUCACACCCUCCUCGAGGGAUCCAAAGGCUUGGGCGGAUCGUGGCCAACCCUGGCAUUGGAAGUGGCUGUUGCGGCACCACCUUCACCAGUCGAGCAGGUCUCGAUGCCAGGCAGCCGGGGGGAUUACUUCAUCGUUACCUCUCGCACCACAGGCCUGAGGCGUUUGCACAUGUUGGGUUGCUAUGUCAAGCCUGAGAAUUGUUACGAUGUAAAAUUUGUCAAUCAUGUCGGCGCGGAGGACGUCGAUAACAUUUGCAAAGAUUGCAAAGCAAGAAUGAAGGCUCAGGCCGGAGAGGAGGAAUCAGACCCCUCCAGCAGUGACAGUGGGAGGAAGUCUCACUCGGCGCAGGCCGUGAGGUGCCGACGGAUUCCGCAUCCUGUCACAGGCCUCAGGGCGACGGGUGGACACAUCGCAGUGCAGCUAAAGGCCUCAGGGCGGCUAGCAAACAAAGUCCUACAGGGCCACAGGCGAUUCCAGGCAAUCGCCGAUUCCCGGCCGGAAGCUCGGGCUGCUGGGAAGGCGGGCUUCGGAUUGGAUGAUGGGGCUGCAGAAGGGCGACAACAAAUCGCGGGGGUCGUCGCUGCAUGGGAACUCGCGCGAGACGUAAUCAGCAAAGAGACGGAAACGCGAGCAGAGGCAAAAGUGUUAGGCCAGCCGCGAAUCUUGCAAGUCACAGAAAGGCAGGCAAUGCUCAAGGCGGUAGCUGCCGUUCACGGGCAGCUGGGAGAGUCAGAGACUCCAUCGUCUGAGUACCUCGCUCUCAAGUGCGAGGAGUGCGAAGCCAAUGAGCCUCAGGCUUCAACCUUGGAUGCCAUAACUUCUAAGAAGAACACGCUUACCACGAGCAUCCAGUCCAGCCUUGAUCUCAAGCUGUCCGACUUCGACCACUUCGUGAACUACAUCCUUGGCGAAAAGGAGACCUACUUCACGACUCCGCUCGCAUUGUCCAUCAUUGAGCGGCCACGCAAGUGGCACAAAGGCAAGGGCAAGAGCACGGACGGCAAGGACGGAGGCAAGACGGGAAAGGGAGGCAAGGGCAAAGACUCCAAGGGGGGCAAGAACGGCAAAAGUGAUGUGGGCUCUUACCUUCAGUCUUUGGGCAAUGUCACUGACCUUCUUCAGUUCGAUCUUCAGCGCUCCACAGAGCAUGACUUGACUAAGGAAGGAUUGUGGCAGCACAUCUUUCAGUUGCUUGGCGAAGGGGAUUGGAUCCUCAUUGUAGAGCAGGCUAAUUAUUUUCUUGAUCAGACCGUGACGGCAUGUCAACUUGCAUGGCAGUAUGUCCUGGAGCACCCGGAGGAUCUCGGUGCGACUCCAGAUCACGAGUUACCGGCUUCCAUUUGGCAACUACCAGCUCUGCGUGAGCUCCAGGUUUCCACUCAGGCCAUCACUUUUGCAUUCUUUCAGUGUAGCUUUGAGGCUCCAACUUCUAAACCUACCCGCCUUCUCACUAAUCUCACGGCCUUUGUCGAGCAGCCUCCGCCUUUUGCUUCAUGGCCACGCUUCGACUCCAGCGAUCGCUACGUGGGGCCGUUGCCGCCACGUUGCCCGCACGGCAAACACGACAAGGUACUUGCAGGCCGAGAAGGCACCCGCUGGGCGACCGAGUCAUCGGCAGCCUAUCCUCCUCUGUUGUGUGAGUGGCUUGCGCAUGCUGUGCUUGCUUCCGCUGCGCAUGGGGGACUUGGGUCAGCGUCGCACAGCUUCGUUCCAGGUGAGGCAGAUCCAAUGCAGGAGGAGUCUUGUGAGGCACCUCAGGUUUGGCCACAGGAGGUGCAGCAGGAAUCCCACGAGGAGACGCAGGAGGCAUGCGACGAGGAUCUCGCGCUUCUUCGCGGGCAUGGUUUCGUCCUUCCGGGCGAAGAGCACAGUGUUGAUCUUGAGGCGGUCCAGUCGGAUGAUUCGGAGGUGCUGGAGGGGGGCGAAGUCGAAAGACCGGAGCCCUUCAAGCAUCAGGAGUGCCACAACAUCGGACUGCCUUUGAACCUCGAGUGGGACGGCAAAACUCAGCCGAUCACGGAUGGCUUUGGGCUCUGCUCACCCACUAGAUGGCCUCCGGAAGCCAGGGGGGGCCUGCUGCCCAAGCAGGCUUUGGAGUUCGCCACUGCCAUGCAUCAAGUGCUUCGAGACUUUGUAGCGGACGUUGUGCCUGAUGUCAGGCGCACGGCGAUGGAGCUUGCGCUAGGCAAGUGCACGGAUCUUGAUGUGGUGCCGAGUGGCCAGCCAUUCUUCUUGCAUGCUGUGUCUGCGACAGCGCGGCUGUUGCAGGACCCAGAUUGGAAAGCCGUUUCUUGCCAGGAGGACUCCUAUGUCAGCGGGGUCGCGAUCGGUUAUGACUGCCCCGCGCCUCACUUGCCACAGGUGUACGAGUACAAAUACAAGUCCCGCAAGCUCGAUGAAUCGGAUGCCGAGUGGCAUCGCGAGAAUUAUUCGUCGGCAAACGAAACAUCGGAUCAGCUUGAGAAGAAGUUUGCAGAGGAAGAGGUUCUUGGGCGCAUGGUCGCCGCAGCAAGAUCGGUCAAGAGGGCAGGCGUGGCCUUCCGCACUGAUGCAAAGUGUGCGGACGGAUACGUGGUCCUUGGGGGUUGGGAUUGCGCAGGCACAACUCAGGAGUCCAAGUGGUUCUCACUUCGACUUACACCUUCAGAGGCCCCUUACCUCUUUGACUCAGAAGGUCACAGUCAGUGGGCUUCGGCAUCGGCUGAACUGCUGGCCACGCUGGCCGCGUUGCACAUCUUCGGUCACCUUGAAGCCGGGCCAACUAGGCGUUCGAUGAAGGUUGAGGUUUUAGCUCAGACGGAUAAUAAGUCUAACGAGGGCUUGACUCGCAAGGGUUCUACAACGCGCUGGCCCUUGCUCAUGGUGAACAUGCAGCUCACCCAUGUUCUCAUGAAGGCCGGCUUGCGGUUGAACUUGGGAUGGCGUCCCCGGGACGAAAAUCAGGAGGCCGAUGAUUUAACCAACGAAAUCUUCGACCGUUUCUCUGAGGAGUUGCGGGUCCCAGUGCAGUACUCCGAAUUGCCGCUUUCCUUUCUUCACACUCUUUACGAAGCCAGGCGUGCACAGCUGAGCACCCGUGAAGUGGAUUCCAUCCGCGACACGGUCGGUGGCAGGCCACGCUUCAGAGGCAAGAGAAAGAGAGAGAAGUCUCCCUGGUGA
Molecule: messenger RNA, 4785 nt
Organism: Symbiodinium sp. CCMP2592
Lineage: Eukaryota; Dinophyceae; Suessiales; Symbiodiniaceae
Source: the annotation of a GenBank genome assembly